CUUUUCAGUUUUCACUACCGUCAAAGACAAAAACCCUCUCUCUCUCUCACUCUCUCUCAAAACCCAAAACCCUAACCUUUUUCUCUCUCUCUGUUCUUCAAUGGCUGACUCAGUGGUUUCAGUGGAGAAGGUCAAAGCUUUCUUGCAAUCUCAGUACCAGGAUGAGGAAAAGUGGGCCCUCAACGUGAAAUUGCUGCGUGCUGUUGGGCUUUUUGCAGGAUCGAUUUUGCUGAUGCGGAAUUAUGGUGAAAUUAUGGCAAUAUGAAUGUGAAUGUAGGGUGUACUGAGUUCACUGCUGAGCUAUGACGUUGUAGGCUCUUUAUUAGUAGUUAUUUUUGAGAUGAAUGGAGUAUAUCUGUUUCUUCAAUUAGUUAAACAAUAAGCUCUCAUGUUUUGCUUUCAUUUUGGCUGAUGUUCAUUUGUUUUAUUACAUACUUCUAGCACAUGGUUCAAUCUAGUGCUUUGAAGAUGAUCAGAUGAUUGAAAUCGAUUACACUUUCAUGGAUGACCGAUCUUGUGCUAUAUAUAUGUCUCAGAGUGCUCUGUA
Messenger RNA from Quercus lobata, 547 nucleotides. RefSeq names its product mitochondrial import receptor subunit TOM5-like protein (gene TOM5). NCBI's taxonomy places the organism in Eukaryota, Viridiplantae, Streptophyta, Magnoliopsida, Fagales, Fagaceae. The record is from RefSeq and is a predicted model, not a curated record. The transcript is spliced from 2 exons. Bases 101 to 265 code for a protein of 54 amino acids. Gene Ontology annotation, cellular component: mitochondrion; mitochondrial outer membrane translocase complex.